Lachancea dasiensis is the source of this 1008-nucleotide messenger RNA. Lineage: Eukaryota; Fungi; Ascomycota; Saccharomycetes; Saccharomycetales; Saccharomycetaceae. The record is from the annotation of a GenBank genome assembly.
AUGAGUAACUCUAUAGUCCAGGAUGUACAAGUUAGAGACCAUUUUUUGACCGCAUCAAGGGAUCAAGUGAUCGCUCACGUUGACCUACUUCACUCUGCAUUAGUUCGUUAUUCUAAUAACCCUAGCAUUAUCCCUCCAAGACACGUUGGACCUACACCAGAUGGUAGUACCACUUUUUUAAUCAUGUCUGUCGUGGAUGACUUAUUUUGUGGUGUCAAGUCCGUGGGUUGCAAUCCGGCCAGUGGUCAAGGGUUUGUAGGCGGCAUUACUGUCACUGAUCCCAAGUCCGGCAGUUUGGUAGGCGUUGUACAGGCCAAGCAGCUGACCGCAGCAAGGACAGCAUUGAGUAGCUGCAUUGGACUUGUCCGUGUGUCGAAGAUGUUUGGGUCUGAGGUGCAGAUCACCGCAUUUGGUACCGGACUGCAGGCUUUUUGGCAUGUGUACUUCGCUUGUAAAAUCUUAGAGGACAAGAAGAUCAGGGCGACGAUUGUAUACAGAUCUUCCCCGUUGGAUACUUCCUUGUUUGAUACACAUUUGCCCCAAGUAGAGAUCUCUCAAAUACCUUUUAGCGAUAAAAAUGCUAUUGCAACCUUGGUGGGGGGAAGUGAUGUGAUUUUUGGAUGCGUGCCAUCUAGCGAACCUGCUAUCUUGAUGCAACAUCUAGAUGCCAGUUCAAGUACCAAAUACACCUACAUUUCCUUGAUCGGAAGUUACAAACCGCACAUGCAUGAAUGUGACGGCCCGCUAGUCGAAGAGUUCAAGAAUAGGGGUGUGCCGAUCUUGGUGGACUCGAUCGAACAUACUCUUACAGAGUCGGGUGAACUCAUCGACGCAGAUAUCGAGCCUGAGCAUCUGCAGGAACUGGGGAGAUUGCGCGAUACGACCGCUGUGCCCAUUGUGGAAAGCACUAAGGGUAACAAAUUCACGUUGUGCAAGAUAGUAGGUUUGGCCAUCAUGGAUAUAUGCAUGGCACAGGCCGUGCUCUCAAGUGUAGGAAAGGAAGCAUAG